AUGGUAAAAAUACGCGACACCCAGCUACUCCGUUUCUGCUUCGAGAUCGGCUUUUCGCCCAACUACUUCGACUCCUACACCUUUUGCGGCUGGUAUGGGAAAAACGGUGUGGAAUGGCUCGAUAUCUUGUUCGACCUGGACUUUUGCCAAUGGCGCACAGACCCACAGCAGUUAAACUACAAUUCAACUACGCAUAAUUCAACCUGGUGUGGUAUGGUUCGCAUGGGACCUGACGCCACUCGCUGGUGGAUAGACCAUGGAGGAAGUGUGAGCAGGUUCCGAGGAAUGUUUUUUGCACCCUUUGAAAAGCCAUGGCCGAAGGCUGCGUCAAUUCGAGUCCUGUUGGACAGAUUCGGAAUCGACUGGUUCAAGGACUCGGGGACGCUGCAGCUAGCAGUCAAGAAGCACGACAUGGAAACUGUGAAGAUGUUGCUAGAAGCGGGUGCAGAUGUCAACGAAGAUGUCACUGACUGGAACACGGACAUCCGUGAGCAUCGAGCCGCCCCAUUACGAGCACUAGCGACGGCUAUGUACGAUAAAUCUGAUGACAUGAUCCGAUACCUUGCAGAGCAUGGGGCAAAAGUCCCGCGACAUUAUGUCGAAGACCUACACAGCUGGAUGCCAGAGGAGUUCAAGCCCUUCAUGAGGUUAGUGGUAGAGCUGGGUGCUGUGGAAGAGUAG
This is a messenger RNA of Alternaria infectoria, 681 nucleotides long. RefSeq lists its product as uncharacterized. Gene Ontology annotation, molecular function: protein binding. The record is from RefSeq and is a predicted model, not a curated record. The transcript is spliced from 2 exons. Bases 1 to 681 code for a protein of 226 amino acids. Lineage: Eukaryota; Fungi; Ascomycota; Dothideomycetes; Pleosporales; Pleosporaceae.